Molecule: messenger RNA, 1596 nt
Organism: Podarcis raffonei (Aeolian wall lizard)
Lineage: Eukaryota; Metazoa; Chordata; Lepidosauria; Squamata; Lacertidae
Gene: VAPB
Product: VAMP associated protein B and C
Exons: 6
Coding region: 488-1219 (243 amino acids)
Biological process (GO): endoplasmic reticulum membrane organization
Cellular component (GO): plasma membrane; endoplasmic reticulum membrane
Molecular function (GO): FFAT motif binding
Source: RefSeq, a predicted model, not a curated record
CUUGCAGCUUCCCUCUCCGCCCUCCCCCUUUGCCAUUGCUGCAUCGUCCUCCCCGCCUCCUUGCCAGGGAGGGAAGCAGCAGCAGCAGCAGCGUCGGCGAGCGAGCGAGUGUGCGCGUUGGGGGCGCGCGCGGCGGCUUAUUCCCCUCGCUGUGUGCAACAGCCUCCGGUGGGUGCUGCCGCCUCUCGCCCCCACCUCCCUCCGCCCUAGAACCGGAGCCGCCGCCACCUCCCUCCUCCGCGCUUAUUUCCCUUCCCUUCCCAGGCUCCUCUAAGCAAGGAGCUCUUACCCAACCAGCCGCGGGUGCGUCCCUGGCGUGUGUGCAUUCUUCGCCUUCCCUCCGCCUCCAAAUCGCAACCUUAUAUAAAUAUAUAUAUAUAUAUCUCAUAUAUAAUAUAUAUAUAUAUUGCUGUUCCCUCUCCAACCCUGCUUGGUGCCUCCACCGCCGAGGAGGAGGAGCGGCAGCAGCAGCAGCAGCGGCAACAACAUGGCGAAAACCGAGCAGGUCCUGAGUCUGGAACCGCAGCACGAGCUGAAAUUCAAAGGCCCAUUCACAGACGUCGUCACCACGAACCUGAAACUUGGCAACCCUACAGACAGAAAUGUGUGCUUCAAGGUGAAGACCACAGCACCACGCAGAUACUGCGUAAGACCCAACAGUGGGAUUAUAGAUGCAGGAACGUCAAUUAAUGUGUCUGUGAUGCUACAGCCUUUUGAUUACGACCCUAAUGAAAAAAGUAAACACAAGUUCAUGGUUCAGUCGAUGUUCGCACCUCCCGAUACUUCAGACAUGGAAGCAGUAUGGAAAGAAGCAAAACCAGAGGAACUCAUGGAUUCAAAACUUAGAUGUGUGUUUGAGCUGCCAGCAGAAAACGAUAAACCCCAUGAUGUAGAAAUAAAUAAAAUUAUAUCCACAGCUGCAACAAAGACAGAAUCUUCUGUAAUGUCUAAAUCAUUAAGUUCUUCUUUGGAUGACAGCGAAGUUAAGAAAGUAAUGGAAGAAUGUAAGAGGCUUCAGUUAGAAGUUCAGAGGUUACGAGAGGAGAAUAAACAAUUUAAGGAAGAAGAUGGACUGCGGAUGAGGAAGGCGCCCCAGACAAACCACCCGGGCUUUGCUUCAGCACCUGUUGUGAAGGAAGAGGGGCUCAGCACUAGACUACUUGCCCUGGUGGUACUGUUCUUCAUCAUUGGCGUCAUUAUAGGGAAAAUCGCCUUGUAGAGGCCGCAUGCUGAGGAAUGUAAAUUGGAUUGAUGGAUCUGCCAUAUCAUUGGUAUUAAAUUUAUUCAUAACAAAUGUUUAAAAAAAAAUGUAUGACAUCUCACAGGUCUUGCCUUUUAAAUUUUUACCCCUGCACAAAUAUAACAUUAACAUAACAUAAUCUUCUAGAAAGCAUAAAACGUACAAGGAGUUGAGCAGGAGAAGAGAGGCGAGUUACAUCUUGAUUGCGAGCAGUGAGGACAAAAUCAUGUAUUUUAACACUAUAAAGGUGCAUUUUGUGUGUGUGUGGGUUUUUCUGUUUGUUUUUUUAAAGUUAAACUUCAAAGAGUUCUUGGACCUUUAUCCCAAUUACUGGACUUCUCUUCUUCGGAGGGGGG